AUGCGUCCCUUCGUUCCAGCAGCCAUGAGCGAGCGCCUGGGCACCGGCGGCCUGCUGGCGGCGGCCGCGGGCGGGUUCCGCCUGGGGGCGCUGCACCCCCUCAUGCACCCCCCGCGCAUGUCGCCCUCGCCCGAGCUGUACCUCGAGGCGCACGCGGACCUGCAGCCGCUCGACUUCUCGACCAAGAAGGGCAAGAUGUCCCCCGCCAGCGACGCCGGCGAGAACAGCGACAGCGACCGCUGCAGCCUGCCGGAGGAGGGCGGCGGCGCCCUCAACCUGGCCCCCGAGCGCCCCGUGUGGUCGCGCUCCUCCGAGUCGGGCGUCUCGGUGACCAGCGCGUCCCCCGACCGGCCGGCGUCGCCCUCCGGCCUGCACGGCCCCCCCUCACCCAUGGCCACCAGCCCGCCCAGGGGCCUCCAGCCGCACCUGGGCUCCCUCCAGCAGCAGCUGCACGCCCACCUGGCGCACGCCCCCGCGAGCGCGCCCGCGGCCGCCCUCAACUCCACGCUCCUCUCGCAGCUCCACUCCAACCCGCUGCUCUUCUCCACGCUGCAGUCCGCCCUAAGCAAGUCCAAGAUGGGCGGCCACCCUUUCAAGACGCACCUGCCGGCGCGCAGCUCCUCGCCGCCGCCCAUGGACUACCCCGCGGCGUCCUCGUCGCCGACGCCCCUGCACCCCGCCCUCGCGCGCGCGCCUGCGGGCCUCGGCGGCCUGCCCGGGGCGGCGGGACUGGGCGGAGGCGGCUUCGGGGGCGUCGGCCUCGGGGGGGGAGGUCUGGGAGGAGGAGGCCUCGGGGGGAGCGGGCUGGGAGGCUCGGGUCUUGGGGGAGGAGGCCUUGGGGGGCCCGGGUUGGGGCCGGGCGGCCUCGCGGGCUCCGGGCUCGGGGGCGGCGGCGGCCUGCUCGGCCCGGGGGCGCUCAGCAUGAGCUCCGCCAGCCCGAACGCCCCCGGCGGCCUCGGCGCCCUGGACGGUCUGGUGGGCGGCCUCGGCGGGGGCCUCGGGGGCGGUGGCGGCCCGGGAAGCCUCGGCGGCGUGAUGGGCGGCAGGGGCGCGAUGCCCGGAGGAAUGGGCGGCGCGCAGGGCGAGGCGGCGCUCAACGCGGAGAGCAACGAGGCCUAUUCGCGAUUCCGGGACCAGAUGCUGGCGCAGGUUACGUCGGCGAAGGCGCGGCGCUCGCAGGCGUCACGCACGUCGAGCCAAGGCAGCGGCGACGCCAAGGGCGCUGACGCGGCGGACUCCAACAUGGACUCCAGCCAGGAUUUCGUGGGGGACGCGCCGGAGGCCAGGGCGAGGGAGGACGGGUUCGACGCAGGAGAGAUGCAGAGCUGCACGUCUUCCGGCGGCAGCGGCGGCAACGGCGGCGGCGGCACCAAGCGCCGCGGGCGAGCGAGCGGUGACGGCGUCAAGGACGAGGCCUACUGGGAGCGGCGCCGCAAGAACAACGAGGCGGCCAAGCGGUCCCGCGACGCCCGCAGAGCCAAGGAGGACGAGAUCGCGAUCCGCGCCGCCUUCCUCGAGCAGGAGAACCUCAAGCUCCGCGUGGAAGUGGCGUCGCUCAAGUCCGAGACGGCGAAGCUGCGGUGCAUGCUGUACAACAGCUGA
This is a messenger RNA of Penaeus indicus, 1602 nucleotides long. RefSeq names its product elastin-like. Gene Ontology annotation, molecular function: DNA-binding transcription factor activity, RNA polymerase II-specific; RNA polymerase II cis-regulatory region sequence-specific DNA binding. Gene Ontology annotation, cellular component: nucleus. The transcript has a single exon. The record is from RefSeq and is a predicted model, not a curated record. Gene Ontology annotation, biological process: regulation of transcription by RNA polymerase II. NCBI's taxonomy places the organism in Eukaryota, Metazoa, Arthropoda, Malacostraca, Decapoda, Penaeidae. The coding region runs from base 1 to 1602 and encodes 533 amino acids.